Molecule: messenger RNA, 681 nt
Organism: Leptosia nina
Lineage: Eukaryota; Metazoa; Arthropoda; Insecta; Lepidoptera; Pieridae
Source: the annotation of a GenBank genome assembly
AUGGGAGACGAGUACCACGUGGUGACAAGGAUGGAAGACAUAACGGAGCAGGAUGACAGACAUCUAGCAGGCGCACGAAAGGAAAUUCGAAAUGAUUUACACGUUAUUAUCCCCGAAAACCCGUUUCCAGAAAUAGAAGUAGAUGCGUAUCCACCUUUGAAGUUCUCCUGGGUUAUCCCUAAAAAGCUCGCGGCUAUGGCCUUCCCCAGGCAUAAAGAAAAUUUAAAAUUCCUGGUGAACCAAGGUGUAACGCAUCUGGUAACACUAACAGCGGGAAAGAAACCGCCCGUAGAGGAUAUACCAAGAUUACGAUGGACUGAGAUACCCGUUGAGGAGUUCGAUGUUCCCACGGUUGAACAGAUCGCGAAAUUUAUAGAUAUUUGCAAGAAAGCUGAUAAAAGUGGAGAGGUGCUUGGAAUUCACUGCCGUCAGGGUCGCAGCCGUUCUGGCGUGAUGCUAGCGUGUUAUCUAGUCCAUUUCCAUCGCUUCGACCCCGAACAGGCCCUCAACGUAAUUCGUAUGAUCCGUCCAGGGUCAUGUGACUUCGGUGAUCAAGAAGAGGCGGUUGGCAGAUAUUACGAGCGUCUUACAGAAAAUAAUCCUUUAAAAUUCGGAGUCAGCGGUGAUGUCAUGGAGGAAUUUAUCGAGGCAGCAAAAGAAUACACGAAGAAGAUGCUUUAG